Molecule: messenger RNA, 5500 nt
Organism: Cottoperca gobio
Lineage: Eukaryota; Metazoa; Chordata; Actinopteri; Perciformes; Bovichtidae
Gene: chsy3
Product: chondroitin sulfate synthase 3
Exons: 3
Coding region: 1-2433 (810 amino acids)
Cellular component (GO): Golgi cisterna membrane
Molecular function (GO): glucuronosyl-N-acetylgalactosaminyl-proteoglycan 4-beta-N-acetylgalactosaminyltransferase activity
Source: RefSeq, a predicted model, not a curated record
AUGGCUGUGAAAUCAAGGAGACCAUGGAUGACCGUGAUUUUCGGGGUAUUUCUCGGAUUCACUGCGUCCUCGUGGCUCAUCGUAUCUCAGGUUCUGGAAAGUAAAGGGAAGAAAUCUCCCGCGUGUUUGUACUAUAGAGACUCCUCCGCCGGCAAAGGUCCUGUCCUCGUCGGGCACAAUCAAGCAGUUAAAUACGGGGACAGCCCGCAGGUGAGUCAGGAGGAGGACAGGGUAUUCAGUACGGGGAACAGUAGCGGAGAUACCGGGAGACCCGCAAGCAGACCAACGCAUUUCCUCUAUGUCGGCGUGAUGACAGCGAAGAAAUAUGUGCGGUCUCGCGCCGUGGCUGCGUACAAGACCUGGGUGAGCUCAAUUCCAGGGAAGGUGGAGUUCUUCUCGAGCGCUGGGUCUGGAUCCAUCCACUUGCCCGUCCCCGUCCCGGUGGUUUCACUGGCAGGUGUGGACGACUCCUACCCACCACAGAAGAAGUCCUUCAUGAUGCUGAAGUACAUCCACGACCACUACCUGGAUAAAUACGAGUGGUUCAUGCGGGCAGAUGAUGACGUUUAUAUAAGAGGUGAGAAGCUGGAGCAGUUCCUGCGCUCACUGAACAGCAGCAAGCCCCUUUACCUCGGCCAGACGGGCCUGGGCAUGGCCGAGGAGCUGGGCAGACUGGCUUUGGAGCCCGGAGAGAACUUCUGCAUGGGAGGCCCUGGGAUGAUCUUCAGCAGAGAGGUUCUACGCAGGAUGGUCCCUCACAUCAGUACCUGUCUGAGGGAGAUGUACACCACCCACGAGGAUGUGGAAGUGGGCCGCUGUGUGAGGCGCUUUGGAGGAACACAGUGCGUGUGGUCAUAUGAGAUGCAGCAGCUCUUCUAUGAGAACUAUGAACACAACAAGAAAGGUUUCAUUGAAGAACUUCACAGCAGCAAGAUCCACAACGCCAUUACACUUCACCCCAACAAAAGGCCUGCCUACCAGUACCGGCUCCACAGCUUUAUGCUCAGCCGUGAGAUCUCCAGGCUUUGUUACCGCACCAUCCUGCUCCACCGCGAAGGCCUGAUGAUGAGUUACCUCAGUGAUACAGAAGUACUGUGGGAGGACCAACAGCUAGGCUCCCCCCCUUCCUACAUGCGCUAUAAGCCCAAUGAGAGAAAUGAUGUCAUUGAAUGGGAUUUCCUGACUGGCCGCCAUAUUUAUUCUGCUGCUGAGAAUAAGAUUGCCCGACAAAGCCUUGGCAACUUGCUUCGGACUGCACUUGAAGACAUUAUACUCCAGGUCAUGGAAAUGAUUAACGAGAACUCCAAAACCCGUGGCCGUGUAAUUGACUUUAAAGAGAUCCAGUAUGGCUACUACAGGGUGGAUCCAAUGCAUGGCGCAGAAUACAUCAUAGACUUACUCCUUCUCUACAAGAAACAUAAGGGACGCAAAAUAACAGUGCCUGUGAGGCGGCACGCUUACCUUCAGCAAUCCUUUAGCCGACCCUUCUUUACUGAAACUGAAGAGUUAGAUGUGGCUGAACUCGUGGCUGCCAUCAACUCUGAAUCCCAGUCCCUGUCUUUCCUCUCCAACUCUCUGAAGUUCCUGUCACCUUUCCAGGUCUAUGAAUCAAAUAGAGAAAUGUGGGAGCAAAGCCAAAGAAAGGUCAACAUCCUUGUCCCAUUAUCUGGCCGCUAUGACAACUUUGUCCGCUUUAUGGAGAACUUUGAGAAAGUGUGUUUGAUACCCAAACAAAAUGUUAAGCUCUCCAUCAUUCUGGUGGACAAUGGGAACAAUGAGAACAUAGGAAAACACACUCCGUUAAUCAAAGAGUACAACAGGAAGUAUCCCAAAGCUGACCUGUCCAUCAUCCCCAUGACGGGCAACUUUUCACGAGGACUUGCUCUUGAGCUGGGCUCUUCACAGCUUGAUAAUGACUCUCUACUCUUCUUCUGCGAUGUUGACCUCAUCUUUAGUGGCGAUGCCUUGCAACGCUGCAGAGACAAUGCUGUCCAAGGGAGACAAGUCUAUUUCCCUGUUGUCUUUAGUCAGUACAACCCCAAGAUCGUGUACUCUGAGAAGGCCCCAAGAGAAAACAAAUUUGUUCUGACCAAGAAAAGUGGUUUCUGGCGAGAUUAUGGAUUUGGAAUCACUUGUGUUUUCAAGAGCGAUUUAUUAAAAGCCGGUGGUUUCGACACCUCAAUCUUAGGCUGGGGACUGGAAGAUGUAGACUUGUUCACAAAAGUGAUUAAUUCUGGUUUGAAAGUGUUACGCAGUCAAGAACCAGGAAUUGUCCACGUUUAUCAUCCUGUCCACUGCAACACAAGCCUUGAGCAGAAGCAACACAAAAUGUGCCUUGGGUCAAGAGCAAGUACGUUUGCAUCGACAAUGCAGUUAGCCGAGCUGUGGCUGGAGAAACACAUAGAGGCAGGGUAUAACAGAACUUCAUCCUGACAUUCCAGCCCCCCUGAACUCCUCCAUACCUCCUCGCAGUUAGCUGGAAUGCAGACAGCGAUGGACCGUGUGUUGUUGUGUGACAGUGGGUCACAGGUCUUUGUAGGCUGGACAAUGUGACCAAGAAAGGACCCGUGACUCCAAAGGCCAUUAAGGCCACACACGACCCAAAUCCAAACUGACCAGACAGCAGCGAGGAAUCCAGAGGAAAUAGAACACAAACAUGUUGGAAAUGGAGGAUUUUGAUUGACACAGCACCGCACACACAGUGAAAUCUAGACUCUGCAUUUAACCCGUCCAAGUAUUAGGAGCAGCAGGCAGCUACUAUACAGCGCCCGGAGAGCAGUGUGGGGGUGGUGCCUUGCUCAAGGGCACCUCGGCAGUGCGCAGGAGGUGAACUGGCUCCUCCCAAAGCACCAGUCUGCCGUAAUCGAGUCUAAGAUCGCUACACCCAAGUUGUUGGAGGCCUACAUAACACAAGUGUCUGCUACCUUAUCCAGUUCCAAACCAGCUGGGGAAGCCGCUGACUGAAUCCAAGUUGGCUGUUAGUCGGCAUUGGACAUUGUACAGUUCACUUCAGCAUUACACAUUUAUUGAUAUAUUAUCUACCGUGCCAAUAUAGAGCUUCUGGACCUUACAGCUCUUUAGGGUUUGGGUUAGGGGUAACUAACUCUAACAUUUAUAUUACAUGUGUAAAUGUAUAAAUUGGGGAGUCUCAAGCUUGGGAUUUAUAUUUUUUAAAUGACCCAAAGAACAAGCUAUAUCACCCAAAAUACCUGACGGGAGAUAGCAAGUAUUAUAUUAUAUUAAUUAUGGUUGAAUCAUAAGGAUGUUGAAGUGUUCAGUACGCAGCAGGAUCACCACCUGCAGUAAAACAGUGAAAGGAAUCCUCUGUGAGUCUGCUCUUCACAGUGAAGUGAUGGUGGAAUGUGGAUGGCUGCUGUGCCAUGAGCAGCAUCGUCUGUAGGUGUGUGUGCGUGUGUGUGUGUGUGUGUGUGUGUGUGUGUGUGUGUGUGUGUGUGUGUGUGUGUGUGUGAGAGAGAGUUUGCCUACUUUAAUGUACCUUAAUCUCCCAGUGAAUCUUUCAAAGUUCCCUUGUGCAGACCUGCAGCUGAUGCUGCUCGCUGUCCCUGCCCUGAUUCCUGUUCUACUGUACUUAUAUUAUUUGCAUGUUCUUUAGCAAUUUCUCUCAUUUCCACUCACAAGUCUAGUUGUUUUCUCUCUGACCUGUGGUUGUCAUCAUUUCUUAACCAUUUUCUUUUUUUUUUAAAUGCCAAACCAUCCAGCAGCUCACUGCUGUCCUGACUGUUUUUUUCCAUUAAUCGAAAUGUAACUCUGUAGGACAGCUGAUAGAAUGUUAACAAUGUGCAUAGCAGUGAUCAUGAGUGUGGCGUUUGCUCAAGUCCUUUUAAAAUUCAAGCAAAUACCUAAAUCCUGGUUUGGCCAUAAAUCCAGUCCCUGAACGUAGUUUUACUCGGUUGAAGGGUGGAACAAUUUAGACGAGCUUUGUACCCUUUCAGCAUUGAUUAACAGGUCAAAAGGAAUUUAGAUGUCCAAAUCAAACUGGGAUGAAGUUGGUUGAAAGAUAAUUAGUUUUCACUAGAUGACUAUAUUUCAGUGUGUAGUUAGGACCUUCACAUUGGAAAAUAUAGCCAGUUAUAUGUAACCUAGAUGCCUAAGUAAUGUUUACUGAUCCAUUACUUGAGCCCAGUUGUAUUGUUUACAUCCAGGUGUUUUUGACCUUACUGAGCAGCUGCUUGACAGACUGAAGCAACAUAUGAUGACAUGAUGAGCGUUAUAGGUAAUGUCUAUCUCACGGUAAUGUCUCUCUGUGCGGGAUUAUUCUUUGAAUAAGUCGAUUAUGUCGACAGGGGCGGUGCCACCUUGAUGACCAACAGUUUGACUCCAUCCCCCGCUCACUACCGAAUAAUAGAAGCAAAAAUGCCAAAAAUAAAUCAUCUUGAAAAGAUAAAGUACAUUCGUACAAAAUAAUGUGUAGUAAAAAUCUUCUGUGUUGGCCAAAAUAGGCAGCACAGGUUGGACACAGUAAUGGACAUGUCAUGGUAUCAAACAUAGGGUUAUAUCUAUUCCAAUCACAUGUUGGGCACACCUGACACCGGACACUUUGAACGGCGUUGGCGCAGAACGUUGGCGCAGAACGUUGGCGCAGGGUCAGUUCCUCUGAUGGUACAUUCAGGUACCUGCAGUGCGAUUCCUAUGUUUGUGUGGCCUUCAGUUCUGCACAGUAAGCUUCCAGUUCCAAAGGAUAUUGUUGAACAAAGGUCUUUGCCGUUACUUCAUGGCUUCUACUGGACUCUUAAUUCAUUGUUAUUAUCUUAGCUUUUUCUCCCUGCCGUAGUUAUUAUGACGUUUACACUUCUGCCUCAGGACACAUUUUACCACCUCGUGCAUUGCAGCAUUUUUGCCACCAUGACAAAAAUGUUCCUUGAAUUACUGCAUACAAAAUGUACAGAAACCUUUCUUGUUGUAACAUUUAUCAUAUUGAGAAACUGAGCAAAUAUUUUUUGUCAUGAGUGCAGCAGCUGUGCAGAAUUCUCCUCUAUUUUUUCAGCAAUACAAAAAGAUAAAUAGUGAAGGGAAAAAUGUCAGUUGUGUGUGAUCAUCAGGCUAUCUCUAAGGGAUAGUUAGUGAAUAAAGCUCAAAUAUAUAGCUUAAUAUAUUGAUAGUCAUGUAAUCGGAUUUUAUAUUACAGUUUGUUAUGUAAAAUAAUCAAGUGAGUGACAUGGAUCAGAUUCACGGCACUAGAAACUGUUAACAUUUCUACAGAAGCGCAUUGCAGAAAAAAGGAAGCUGUAUCUUAUAAUAACGAGAAAACAAUCUCCAGCUAUUGUUAUAAUAAGAUAGUUUCCUCCUUAUUAUUAGAUACUAAGCCAGAAUUACAAGGUAAAGACAUUUUGAAAUGAAUGAAUGCACUUCUGUACAUUUGCAUAGCUUCUGUCAAGAGUAUGUUUAUGUUUUUGUCACCCAGCAACAUGGCUUUAAAGUCUGUUAGCAAUAAUAACUGCUAUAGUAACAACUGAUUAUUUAUAAUAAAUGUUUAAACACA